This is a messenger RNA of Microbotryum saponariae, 751 nucleotides long. NCBI's taxonomy places the organism in Eukaryota, Fungi, Basidiomycota, Microbotryomycetes, Microbotryales, Microbotryaceae. The record is from the annotation of a GenBank genome assembly.
AUGAUCUCGGGCAUCCUCAGUUCGAGCCAAACCAUAUCCACACCAGCUCAAUAUUCCCCCCCAGGACCCGACCAAUGCGAAUGCCGUCGCUGGGCCGUCCAAGGUGCACCAGCACCACUCGGUGAAGGCGAUCUUGAGCAGCUGCCGGGCUCGGACGCAAUCGUGGACGCGAUACUAACGUCAACGUCCAACAACACCAACACGACCUACUUGACAAGACGGCUCUCUCGGUCCAGGCCUCGUACAUCGUUUCAUGCAAGAUCCUCGUCGUCCGAGAUACAACCGCCACCUCCGAUACGGUCGAGUCCAUCCAAAGCCUGCCUCAACGAUGACUCGGCACCAUCAGGCUCGAGCUACCGCUUCCCUCUGGCCAAGAUUUCAACCACGCUCGAGCAUCUCCCCCCGCUUGAUCAGACCGCCGCCUCCUCCCCUGCGGCAUGUACGAGUGGCCCUGUCUGACGUCGAACCUCUCAUCGCCCAUCUCGAUGCAAUAGCUCUGGAACGUGAUCGAUUGGGUCGACACCGGUUACGGACCGACUCGAGCGAACAGAGAUCGACACCGCCUCCGACCUCGCCGAGAGAGAUGCUCGAUUUCGCCGAUUUUGUCUCCGAGACGUUCCGGCUGCAAGACGCUUCUGCACAAGGAACGAACGCCGGAGCUGGUACUGCACCAAUGGAGGAUCACAUCGAUGGCGGGGUUGACUAUCUCACACCUAUGCAGAGAGGAUCGUUCCAACUUGCGAGGCCUUGA